CGCAUUCGGCCCCCUCCCCCCGCCCUUUACCAAGGAAGCAGCUUAAGAAAAGCAAACGAACAGGGAGACUAUGUCUUUCUAAGUUGGUGUGUUUUUCACGUGGUGGUCAAGAUGAUGUCUUGAAGAUCGGUUUCAGCUCUCCGUCCGUACUCAACAUGAAUAUGGACUAGAGAUGAUAGCAACACGUUUGAAAAAACAAACGGAACGUUAGAAAUGAUGGCGACGUAGCACGGAGUUAGAAGGAUGGUUCCCCGGACUGAAGAAUUGAAGACAAGAGAAGAAGAAGCAACGAAGAAGAAGUGAAAAACAAGAUACCAAGUAGUAACAACAAGAAGACAAGAAGACUGGCACCCAUGCUACACGAUUCGGAAGCAUCGACGGCGUGGCUUCGCAUGGCCGACCCUGUAAACUGGAAUGACUGGACGUCGACGUUGGACAAACCAAGUUUGUUGAGCGCUGGCGCCGUCAAGACGGUGGAGCUCGUGGGGAAGGUCGACGAUGGCAAGCUGGCUCACGAUGUGGACGACCUAGCGGCGAUCUUUGAGGGCCUCGUAGAUGGAGCCGAUAUUACGCUCCCCUGCGACGACCUUGAGGAGACUUCUGUUAGUGAAGACGCGAGUGCAGCCUGGAUUGACGGUCUAGAGGACGACGUGGUGAACGUGAACGAUCUCUCGGCCGCGUUCGAUGCGCUGAUCAUCCCGUCGGCCCCCGUCUGGGCCAACAUGGCCCCGCUGGACCCGCGAUCCUGCAUCCGCACAUCAGUGUUCAAGAACUUGGACUCGCGAAUCCCGCGCGUUCAGAUGCCGCGGAUAGAUAUGACAUUCUCGCCGAACGGUGCGACUGUGAAGGCUAUAGGCGCCCCUGGUGUCAGCCGCCCUUCGCAAUCGAUGUCGCCCAAGAGUGAGAAGGCCAAGGUCGCAAAGUACCACCACGACCCCAAGACGUGCUGGAUCUGCAAGAGUUCUAAAACCCCGGAGAAGAAGCGCGCGCUGCACCGCUAUCACGAGAAGCGGACGCGCCGCAACUGGAAACGGGGGCCUCGGUACACUGGACGCAGCAACGUCGCGACGUCACGUGUGCGCAACGGCGGCCGGUUCAUUUGCACGACACGGUGGGUCUGAUUUUCUUCUUGAGCCUGCGGGCUCGUUUGAUUUGGUUUGAUUUUUUUAGCUUUUCUUUUUUCUGGAGCUUCUCUCCAAGCAGUUUUUCUUUCAGUUGGUUUUACCUUCCUUAAUAACGCAAGUAAUGCAUUGGCAUCGUAUUCGAGACAA
This is a messenger RNA of Phytophthora infestans T30-4, 1271 nucleotides long. RefSeq lists its product as uncharacterized. Lineage: Eukaryota; Oomycota; Peronosporomycetes; Peronosporales; Peronosporaceae. Gene Ontology annotation, molecular function: protein binding. The transcript is spliced from 2 exons. The record is from RefSeq and is a predicted model, not a curated record. The coding region runs from base 354 to 1121 and encodes 255 amino acids.